AUGGAUUCUCCAAAGAUUUCUUCAACCUCACUUCUCUUCUCAUCCCAUACCGCCGAGGAAAUCCGAGACUCCAUCCUACGUGCCGGCAACGCCGCUCCUGGUGCAAACGGAAUACCCAUGGCCAUUAUUCGGCACGUGUGGCCUUUGAUUGAACAACAAGUACUGUCUCUAUUUAAUGCGAGCCUCUCUACUGGGAACCAUCCUGAGUGCUUCUGGAAUGCCAUUCUGGUGGUGUUUUAA
This is a messenger RNA of Blumeria graminis f. sp. triticale, 240 nucleotides long. Lineage: Eukaryota; Fungi; Ascomycota; Leotiomycetes; Helotiales; Erysiphaceae. The record is from the annotation of a GenBank genome assembly.